Molecule: messenger RNA, 2346 nt
Organism: Eriocheir sinensis (Chinese mitten crab)
Lineage: Eukaryota; Metazoa; Arthropoda; Malacostraca; Decapoda; Varunidae
Gene: mRpS30
Exons: 10
Coding region: 157-1884 (575 amino acids)
Biological process (GO): translation
Cellular component (GO): ribosome; mitochondrion; mitochondrial large ribosomal subunit
Molecular function (GO): structural constituent of ribosome
Source: RefSeq, a predicted model, not a curated record
UGUUGUGGCGGUGAGGGAGUGCUGAGGAAGACCACCGUGGCCACGAGGAGGGCAGCAGCAGGGCCGAGUACACCCCGUGGCGGCGGGCAGGCUAUGACCCGCGCGGCCUGGAGAGUGUAGUGAGGCAACCUUCAGGCAGAGCACAGCUGGGGAGUGAUGGCGCUGCUGCGGGCGCCGGCUGGGGGCUGGGGGCUGUGCCUGGGCCGCCUUGGGGCCGGCCAGCCCCUUGGAUCCCUGGUGGCCGCCUUUCACGCUGAGGCGCCCCUGACGGAGUACACGGCCACGCCCGCCUACCCCGCGGUGGUGGACCUGUCCCGCGCGGCCAACCGGCGCCGGCAGAAGGAGGAGUGGCACGCCAGGGUGACGGGCCUGCCCACGGUGGAGCAGAAGGCCGUGGAGCUCAACAUGCCCAAAUACUACGGCCACUGGUCCUGCCACGUGCACGACACCAAGCCCAUGCUGCUGGGUGCUGACUUCUGCCAAUUUGCUACGAGGACCCACGUGGCUCAGGGGCUGCCGCAGGACUACUAUGGGGAAGUGUGGGAUGCAGCGAUGGCAGCAGCGGGCAAGGUGACCGACCAAGUGGAGCAGCUGAUUGACCUCAACUAUAACAUGCAGUUGAACAGGCGUAUCAAGGGCACUCCCGCCACACACAAGCGGCGCCAGACUCAGAAUUUCCUUGCUGGGCUGCACCGAGUCCUGGCUGGGGCCCUGCAGGACACACCCCACAUCAGGGACGCCACGAUUGACCUCAAGCCACGCAUUGAGGCGUUCUGGUUCCUGGGCAGCAUUCCGCCAGACCGCAUGCUGAGGAAGAGCCGUGCCAACCUGCCCUGGGUCAAGGAGCUGGAGCACGAGCCCGUCGACAGGCCAAUCCAAGGCAGCAGCUCUCCCUUUCUUGGGGUGCGUGUGGCGGAUGGGCUGCCGGCGGUGGUGGGGCGCGACGACACCCUCGCCACCUCUGCAGACAUCCCCCCAAACAGCCUGGACCCACGCGCGUUUGGGUUCAAGUUCAAACACAAGCACGCCACUACUGUAACAGGGUACUGGCCGGGGGAGAUGAAGGAGUAUGGGCACCUCUUCCUACACACAUGGGAAAUUGAGGAAGCAUACGCAGCCCGGUUUGGCGCACACAACCUGUCGGGCGCUUUCACACACAAGGCCGUCAUCUCCUCCUUCGUCCAGGCUCACGCACACGCCGCUUACUUAGGGUUUGGGCCAGUGACGGAGAUGACCUACCCACUGGUGCAGCAGUCUGCCUACACGGACGGCCACCGCUGGACGCUGGGCCUGUACCAGCUCAACACCUGCGCCCUGCACUCGGAGCGGCCUGUAGAGAACACCCACAACAACAUACUGUGGCUGAGUGAGGAGCAGCAGCUGUUUGAGGGCGUGGAUGAUGGUGGGGUGAAGGGCCUCAACACGCCCCUCCUGGCCUCCCUGCUGGCCAUGUACCUCAAGAGGGGGGUGCCCAACGCUGAUGCCACGCCCUAUCUGGCCCUCAAGCACGUGUCGCAGCACCCCGCCCGUGAGGAGUAUCGUGAGGAGUUCCACAACACUUACCUGCGGCUCUGCUCCAAUCGCCCCCGCUCUCGCCUCAAGCCGGAGAUGUACCUGUGGGAGAAGAUCUACAAGGUGGACCACAACACACGGCCCCUUGACACACCCCGCCGCUUCUUUGAGGACACAUACCGCAAGAAGGACCCCGGCCAGCGUCGUCUGGAUGACUACAGCCCCGUCUACAUCCCCAAGGACAAGCGCAUACAUAAGAGGAUCAAGUUCAAGCCCAGGCUGGACUCCAAGCACCUCUACAAGUACGACCAGAAAUUAUUGUUCAGUUUACGAGUGCCCAAGGAUGUUGCUCACCCCAAAAAAGUAGUUUAACGGACCUCAGAAAAUAGCUUAGUUGACAACACAGAAAAUACUUUAAUUGCCCUCAGAAAAUAGCCACUCAGCAAAAAAUAUAAAUAACAUUAAAACAUGGAAAGAUGGGCAACAGGAAGACUACUGGCUCAUUAAGAGAUUGCCCACUCUAGUGAUAUGAUCUGCUUGACAGUCACAUCAUAGCUGCAGACCAGAUCAGAGCACAUUGGUAUGAAGGUUCAGUUUACUCCUGUUUCACCGAAGUAACGGUCGAUGUGAUUUUUGAAGGAGUUGCUUGGAAUCAUAAUUAUGUAGGAGAAAACCUGGAAAUGGAUGAGAAAACAAGUGAAAGUACACACACACACACACACACACACACACACACACACACACACACACACACACACACACACACACAUAAUCAUUGUUACAGUAAGAAACUUGUUGUUAAUAUGAAGUUUGUAAAUAAAACAAUUGUGUUCA